Molecule: messenger RNA, 1677 nt
Organism: Haliaeetus leucocephalus (bald eagle)
Lineage: Eukaryota; Metazoa; Chordata; Aves; Accipitriformes; Accipitridae
Product: aromatase
Exons: 9
Coding region: 92-1606 (504 amino acids)
Molecular function (GO): heme binding; iron ion binding; oxidoreductase activity, acting on paired donors, with incorporation or reduction of molecular oxygen
Source: RefSeq, a predicted model, not a curated record
AGUAAAGCUGAAUGUAUCUUUGAGCUUUGAAAAACCUCUGCCUCUUUCCCCUCUCUCUCUCUCUCAAGCAAAGCAGAAUCUCUUGGAAAAGAUGGUGCUGGAAACUCUGAAUCCAAUGCACUACAACAUCACCAGCUUAGUACCGGACGCGAUGCCAGUGGCCACAGUGCCCAUACUCAUUCUCAUGUGCUUUCUGUUUCUCAUGUGGAAUCAUGAAGAAACUUCAUCCAUACCAGGGCCAGGAUACUGUAUGGGAAUCGGUCCCCUCAUUUCACAUGGGAGAUUUCUCUGGAUGGGAGUAGGUAAUGCCUGCAACUACUACAAUAAGACAUAUGGAGAAUUUGUGAGAGUUUGGAUCAGCGGUGAAGAAACAUUUAUAAUUAGCAAAUCCUCAAGUGUGUUCCACGUAAUGAAACACUGGCAUUACGUUUCUCGAUUUGGGAGCAAGCUUGGAUUACAGUGCAUUGGCAUGUAUGAAAAUGGGAUCAUAUUUAAUAACAACCCCGCGCACUGGAAAGAAAUUCGACCCUUUUUCACCAAAGCUCUAUCCGGUCCUGGUCUUGUGCGUAUGAUAGCAAUUUGUGUUGAAUCAACAAUUGCUCACCUGGACAAACUAGAGGAAGUAACCACUGAAGUAGGAAACAUCAAUGUGUUGAAUCUUAUGAGACGGAUCAUGCUUGACACAUCUAACAAGCUUUUUCUCGGGAUCCCUUUGGAUGAACAUGCCAUUGUACUUAAGAUUCAAAACUACUUUGAUGCUUGGCAAGCACUUCUAUUAAAGCCUGACAUCUUUUUUAAGAUUUCUUGGCUGUGCAAGAAAUACGAAGAGGCAGUCAAGGAUCUGAAAGGAGCAAUGGAAAUCUUAAUAGAACAAAAACGACAAAAGCUUUCCACUGUUGAGAAGUUGGAUGAACACAUGGAUUUUGCAUCCCAGUUGAUUUUUGCACAGAACAGAGGGGACCUGACUGCUGAGAAUGUGAACCAGUGUGUGCUGGAGAUGAUGAUUGCUGCUCCUGAUACUCUGUCUGUGACUCUCUUCUUUAUGCUAAUACUGAUUGCGGAGCACCCCACAGUGGAAGAGGAAAUGAUGAGAGAAAUUGAAACUGUUAUGGGUGACAGAGACAUACAGAGUGAUGACAUGCCAAACUUAAAAAUCGUGGAGAAUUUUAUUUAUGAGAGUAUGAGAUACCAGCCAGUUGUGGACUUGAUCAUGCGAAAAGCUUUACAAGAUGAUGUAAUUGAUGGCUAUCCUGUGAAAAAGGGGACAAACAUUAUUCUCAAUAUCGGACGUAUGCAUAAGCUUGAAUUCUUCCCAAAGCCGAAUGAGUUUUCUCUCGAAAAUUUUGAGAAAACCGUUCCUUCACGCUAUUUCCAACCAUUUGGAUUCGGCCCUCGGGGCUGCGUAGGAAAGUUUAUUGCCAUGGUAAUGAUGAAAGCAAUUCUGGUGACUCUUCUGAGACGGUGCAGAGUACAGACAAUGAAAGGAAGAGGCCUUAACAACAUCCAGAAAAACAAUGACUUAUCCAUGCACCCAAUAGAAAGGCAGCCUCUGCUGGAGAUGGUUUUCACACCGAGAAGAAACACAAACAAGAAUCAGGGUGACUAAAAUGAAUUGGCAUCAGCAUUAAAGUUACAGGGCUUUCUCAGCCACAGCCACUAAGAAAUCCCCAUCGUUCC